AGACCAUGACUGCAAUAAUGACCUCAGAGAAGUCCAGUCCUGGGCUGAGGUGCUGGCCGAUCCUGACCUUCACAGUGUUCCUGCAGUGUGUCUGCGUGGCCAUGGCUUACUUGUACUUCACCAGUGAGUUGCAGCAGGUGGGUUGCCACCUUUAGAACGGGAUCCACACUGUGUCAGAACUGGACAGGACCUCAAGGUCACCAUAGUGAACCAGCUCAAAUCUCAGAGGAAGAACAGACACAGGAGAGAAGCAAACACUUGUUGAGGGACACACAACUAAUUGAUGGCAGGGCCAGUCAAGGGCAUUGUGACUCAGGAUGCCUAGCCCACACCUGUGAUGUUUCCACCAUAUCCAACAGCUUGCUUUUAUUCAAAGGACAAAGGACAGCAGGCCUACUUUAAUUCCAAGCCAUGUGCUUAUCCAAGAUGCAGGACAAGUACUUCAAAACGAGCAUUGCUUGCUUCUUAAAGGAAGAUGACAGCUCUUGGGACUUCAAUGAUGAGAAUUUGAAUGAUCCCUGCUGGCAAGUAAAGUGGCAGCUGCGACAGUUUGUUAGAAAGAUAAAUUUGGGAACCUAUGAGGAAACCAUUUCUACAGUUUCAGAAAAGCAACAAGAUGGUCCUCGGCUAGUAAUUGGAAAAGGACUUCAGAGAGUAGCCGCUCACGUAACAGGGAAAACUCGAAGCACGACCGCAUUGCCAGUUCCAAAUGCCAAGGAUGAAAACAUUUUGGGCCAUAAAAUAACCUCCUGGGAGUCAUCAAGAAGAGGACAUUCAUUCUUGAGUAAUUUGCACCUGAGGAAUGGAGAGUUAAUUAUCCAUCAAACGGGGUUUUAUUAUAUCUAUUCCCAAACGUACUUUCGAUUUCUGGAACCUGAGAAUGAUUCAACAGUAGGCAUCAGAAAGAAAAACAAACAAAUGGUACAAUAUAUUUACAAAGUCACAGACUAUCCUGAACCUAUACUGCUGAUGAAAAGUGCUAGGAAUAGUUGUUGGUCUAAAGAUUCACAAUAUGGACUCUAUUCCAUCUAUCAAGGUGGAAUAUAUGAGCUUCAAGAAAAUGACAGAAUUUUUGUAUCUGUAACGAAUGCACAAUUGGUUGACAUGGACCAGCAAGCCAGUUAUUUUGGGGCCUUUUUAAUUGGCUAGAUGAUCUGCACUUUUGUUUUAAUCUUCAUGCAAAAAUGUUUUUUUUUAUAUAUAUACCUAUAUACAUAUAUACAUAUGUAUAUACUAGAGGCCCAGUGCACGAAUUUGUGCACCAGUGGGGUCCCUCAGUCUGGCCUGCGGGAUCGGGCUGAAACUGGUUCUCCAACAUCCCCCAAGGGGUCCUGGUUUGCAACAGGGUGCAGGCCAAACCGAGGGACCCCACUGGUGCACGAUCGAAGCUGAGGAGGGACCGCUGGAGGGCUCCAGGGCAUGUCUGGCUCGUCUCACUCAGUCCUGACCAGACCCCAGGAGCAAGUUAACUUACUGGUCUGAGCGUCUGCUCCCUGGUGGUCAGUGCAUGUUAUAGCGAAUGGUCGACUGGUCGACUAUCUGCCCUCUGGUGGUCAGUGCACAUCAUAGUGAACAGUUGAGUGUCCUUAGCAUAUCAUUAGGAUAUUAUGCUUUGAUUGGUUGAAUGGAUAACCAUAUGACUGGACACUUAGCAUAUUAGGCUUUUAUUAUAUAGGAUACAUGUGUAC
Molecule: messenger RNA, 1688 nt
Organism: Myotis daubentonii (Daubenton's bat)
Lineage: Eukaryota; Metazoa; Chordata; Mammalia; Chiroptera; Vespertilionidae
Gene: TNFSF10
Product: TNF superfamily member 10
Exons: 6
Coding region: 412-1149 (245 amino acids)
Biological process (GO): immune response
Cellular component (GO): membrane
Molecular function (GO): tumor necrosis factor receptor binding
Source: RefSeq, a predicted model, not a curated record